AUGCAGAGAACGUCGGCGCCACAGAUCUCAGCAUUGAAGCUCAUCAACAUGUCCAACCUGUCACUGGAGAACACCUCGCACGUGUGGUUCGUCGCCCCAGAGAUCCAUCUAAAGCAGGUGAAGUGCGACAAUGGCCUUGCCAGCUUCAAGCAGCCACACCAUGUGGGCUGUGUGAGCUGUGAGGAGAACAAGAUCCAAGUCUUUGGAAAUCCCAUCUUGGACGACGAUCUGCCGUUGAAGACCUGUUGGUCCGCACCCCGUGGCACGGCGCAUGUUGACAUGCACCACCUCAAGCUGAAGAUCGGCUACAUGGUAGAAAAGGCCAACAUCAGCCGGAGCUUUCGCUGUCCGAAUCGCCUAGCGUGCAUGGGCGGUGAGAUUUCCACCGAAGGCUUUGGAGAGAUGUGCGCGGAGGGCUACAGAGGUCAAGGCUGUGUGAAGUGUGAGAAAGGCUAUGGGUCUUCGGACAGCAACCGCUUCGUGUGUGUUGCAUGUGCCUCCUCGGUGUGGCGGCAGCGGAUGCAAAUGGGCCGUUUCGUGCUGGAGGAUUUGCUCCUCUUCGCUCUUUCCGUCUCGGGCGUGGCCUCCACGAGCGGCGAGAAGGAGAGCAAGAUCUUGACGAAUCACUUCAUGUCCUUCGUGGCGGCUGCCGGUCCUGUGAUCCAAGCCGUCCAGGAGACUCCGACCUUCAAACGGAUCAUGUCCCACCUGGAUGUCUAUGUGGAGGGCCUCUCCACCUCAGUCGAGGCAGGCGAAGGCUCAGGCUCCAGCGCAGCGGGCGGAAUGUCUGCGAGAUGUAUCCAGGGAUAUUUGAACCUCCCCAAGAACUGGUGGUGCCGUGCUCUCCUGACCCUCUUCACCCCCUUCUGCGCCAUCGCCGCGCUCAUGGCGAUGCGGGGAUGGCGCAUUGCAGCGGUGGUGGGUGUGAACUGCUUCUUGCCGAAAGCUUGCUUGUGCUUUGCGCGCUACUUGGUAUGCUACCGCAUGGAGCCGGAGCACGAGGGCGGCGAGCUCUUCUGCGCCUAUCGGAUGUACACUGGCUUCUCCCUGCUGGGCCUGCUGCUCUUAGUGGCUGCCAUCGCCUGUUCUGGCCCAGUCUUGUGGUGGCGGCUCUUGAGCGAUAAGAGCCAUUCUGACGCGCCCUACUACCUCUACCUCUCAGCCUCCUACAAGGAGGACUUGAAGAGUUGGGAGGUGACUCGUCUGGUGCGGAAGGUCUUCUUGGCUGUCAUUUGUGCCGCUUUACCUGUCAGUCUUCACCCCGCGAUGCAGAUCAUGUGCAUCAGCUUGGUUUUGCUCACAGCCUUAAUUCUGGAGAUGCAAUUCCGGCCCUACAAGGAUUCCUUCUGGAACCUGGAGGAGAAGACCCUGUUAACCGUGUCUUUGGCCAUGGUGAGCGUCACCAGCUGUUACCUCGCCAACGAGUACCAUUGGUCCAGCACCUACAGGACCCAGCAGUUUUUGUUGCUGGUCAUCCUCGUUUUAUCCAUCGUCCCCACCAAUGUGCUGGUGUUCCAAAUCAUCGUGCAGCUCUUGCGAGAGAGGGGGUUCCUUAAGAGCCGAGAGGCCCAACAGCUCGGCCCUCGUAGUCCGCAGGUUCCAUGGCGCCUGGUAGCCUUCUUGGCUUGCUUGGCUCAGGCGGAGGAGGUGCUGGAAGAAUGUCGCCAUGUGGAGCUUUUGCAACACGCGCAGCAGUUGCAGAGGAGAUAUAGCUGCUCCGAGUGCGUCCCAGCGCUCUUUGUGGUGACCAGCAGCCGGACUGGCUCCACCACUGUGCUGCACAUGCUGAACCUGAUCCCAGGGUAUGACAUUAAAGGUGAGAACUAUGGGCUUUGGUCCGAUAUCUAUGGGAUGAACAAGGAGCGAGAGAAGAACUGGAAGACCUACCGACGCAGCAGCCUCUAUGCCUGGCAUCAUUCCUCUGGAAGGAAUGAUACUGAGUUGGAGUGCAGCAUGCGGCUGAUGCUCUUGGGCGAGAUCAAUCCAAAUCCUCUCGCACGAGUGGUGGGAUUUCGCGAAUCCAUGUGGCGCUUUGACGAAAACCUCGAGGAUUUAGCCAAGCUCUUGGAGGUCUUCCCUUGUGCCAAGGUGGUGAUGAGCUACCGGAAAAGCCUGGAAGACCAGCUGCUCUCCCAGUCCUUUGCGCUGGGAGAUUUCCAGUACUUUGUCACCCAACAAGCCAACCAGGCCAUGAAGAGCUUCGCUGAGGCUCAUCGUGACCGGGUUUAUAGCCUGGCGAUGGAGGACUUGGAUGUGGAGCACUUCAACAAACUAUUGGCCUUCCUUGGCGAGGACCACCGCUGUGAAUAUGUGGACGUCGUUCAUGCCAAUGAGGGGCGACAUUUCACGCUGAACACGCUGGAGCACGAGAUGAUCCGGACAGCAGAGGACUGGCAGGACAACGGCGUGCACAUGGAAUGUCUUCUGGACUCUCUGGACUUCCAGCUCUGGCUUCUGGAUUUCCACCAGAGAGGAUGGCGCCCAGCCACGGACUGGGGCAUCCAACUCAGACGGUGUAAGACUGUAAUCCUUUGCGCUUUUGGCCUGUUUUUUCCCAACGGCGCGGUCCAUCCGUCUCCCUUGUUGGCUCACGGCGGAGAGCCGUUGACGCCCGACAUGGCGCUGUGCUGUGGGGCGGAUAUGAUGGCAACGAAGGUGAGUGCUGAGAAGCCCAUGCUCAUGGCGCACUUGGUGGAGGACUUCCCGGUGGCACCGGAGUUCUUGACGUCGAUGUCGGGGCAGCUCCUGUCGGUGCAGCAAGUGAUCGAAGAUGUGAAUCUGAAGAUCGCCCAGCUGCAGGAGCAGAUCAACUCUCGCCUGGGCCAACAGCUGCCACGGGAGGUCACGCGGCAGUCAGGCUCCGAGAAGAUCAGCUUGCCCGAGAACUUCCGGGACCUCGACAUCAUGGUGGAGCGUGAGAGCAAUUCUUCAGGCCGUCGGAAAGGGAUCGCCUUCGAGGAGCCCAGCCCUGAAGAUGAAGAGCAGGACGAUGAAGAAGAGCAAGCCUUUCAGGAGGUGGACGAUGAUGAAGAUUCGCACAUCGAGGAACUGAAGCACCAGUUCGCUCGUUGUGAUGUCUCCAGCAAUGGCUGGGUUUCUGGAGACGAACUGCUAGCCUUGGCGUUGAACCAUGGGGAGCAGCUGACGCUGCAGAGCGUCCUCAAGCUGUGCACGUAUUUGGCGGCGCAACCCACCAAGACGCGUGUCUCGAAGCGAUACUCCCUGGUGGAAGAGGUCAGCGAGGAACAGCUGAAGAAGCAGCUCACGGUACGUGAAUUUCUGGACCUGCGAGCGAAUUCCGCAUUUCUGGAAGGUGCAGCUCAGGAUAUCGUUGAGACGGCUGAAGCCUUGAACAGGGCUUUGGACGAGGAGAACCGCAUCUACAAGUACGAGAACGACAGGGACACGCUGCGUAAGCGGCAUAUGAUGAACAUGGUGCGGCUGGUGAUGGACGUCGGCAUCGUGGCAGUGAUCGCCGUGAACGCCGUUUGCAUUGGUGUCAGUGCUGAUCACCCGGGCGCCGUUGGGUGGGAAAUCUUGGAGCUGGUGUUCUUUGGCAUCUACUUCUUAGAAUUCGUCAUCAAAGCUGGCUUUCUGGAUAAGUGCAACUAUUGGGUUGGACCAGACUGGAGUUGGAAUGUCUUCGACUUCAUGUGUUUGUUGAUCUCGGGCAUUGAGCUGAGCAUUUCCUACUUCUUGAUGGGUGGCGACAGCAGCGAAGGAGGCAUGCUGAGCCUCUUGAAGGUUCUAAGACUGGCGCGCCUGGCGCGACUGGUGCGUGUGAUGCGCUUCAAGGCUUUCAAGGAGCUGAAGCUGAUGGCCUUGGGCCUGUUCUCGGGACUUCGCGCGCUCCUUUGGGCGUUAGUUUUGUUGAUCUCGGUGAUCUUCACCAUCAGCGUAGUCAUGCAGAGCCUCUUCAAAGAUGACCUGGAAGAGUUCCACUCGGUGGAUCGCGCCAUGUUCACGCUCUUCCGAUGCUUCACGGACGCCUGCGAGACCUAUGGAGGCGAUCCCAUUCCUGAGAAGCUCUUUGUGAAAUACGGCCCCCCUUUCAACAUCGCAUACAUCCUGGUGACGAUGCUUGUGAUGGUGGGUCUCUUCAACCUCAUCAUGGCUGUCUUCAUCGACAACGUGACCAAAUCCCAGAACCAGCGAAAGCAGAAGGAGCUGGGUGAGAGCGCUGAGAUGACGGAGUGUGCACUCAAGAUGGUCCUUGCGAAGUUCAUCAACGAGCCUCGGGCAGGCGAACGCUCGCAGGACGUGCUGAAGCGCGUCUCGGAGGACGCCUUGCGGAAGCUGGCGAGCCUGACCGAUGCGGGCCGCAGUCGCAACAUCGCCGAGCAGCGGCGGGUGGCCAAUGAGGCCUUCAAUUUGUUGGAGGAGUGUCACAUCAACAUCACCCGAGAGGUCUUUCAAGCAUGGUUGAAGGAUCCGGAAUUCGUGAAGGUUCUCGAAGAUGCGGACGUGGAUAUCUCCAACAAGUUCGAGCUCUUCAACAUCCUCGACGUGGAUUCGGGUGGUGAGCUCUCGGUGGAGGAACUCUUGAACGGUUUGAUGGGUCUCCGGGGCGACGUGUCGAAGGGCGACAUCGUCUCCAUCCUGCUGCGCGUGCGGGACAUUUGGCACCGGGUUGAGCGGGUGGAAAAGCACCUGAUGCAGUGACCGCCACCUCCACGCCUCGGAUCUCAAGUACGAACGUGCAUGACUUGCAGUGCUCGGUGUGG
Molecule: messenger RNA, 4724 nt
Organism: Durusdinium trenchii
Lineage: Eukaryota; Dinophyceae; Suessiales; Symbiodiniaceae
Source: the annotation of a GenBank genome assembly